AGUCGAAACCGUGCUUCUAGAUCGGAAUUCUCUCUAAUACAGUAUCUCUGGCCUGGUCAGAAAGACCAAGAAGAAAUAUCAACAACAUCAGUUCAGCUGUGCGAGUGAAAAGAUACGAGACUAGUUUCUAACAUUUGUUGAAUUCUGUUAAUUGCUACGGUAUAGCACGUGGAGUAUAAAUCAUUGUUGUUAUUUAGCGCAAAUAUGUCUUUGUUCGGGAAGUUAUUUGGCACUGGAGGUAAAGGGGAUAAAAUGACUAGCCCUCAGGAGGCGAUUCAGCGACUUCGAGACACAGAGGAAAUGUUGACGAAGAAACAGGAAUUUUUGGAGAAAAAGAUUGACCAGGAACUCCUCACUGCGAAAAAGAAUGGCACAAAAAAUAAAAGAGCUGCUCUGCAGGCCUUGAAACGGAAAAAGCGGUACGAGCAACAGUUGGGCCAGAUCGACGGCACGCUGUCCACCAUUGAGUUCCAGAGGGAGGCGCUAGAGAACGCCAACACCAACACCGAAGUGCUGAAGAACAUGGGCUUUGCCGCCAAGGCCAUGAAGGCAGCCCAUGAAAACAUGGACAUAGACAAAGUGGACGACUUGAUGCAGGACAUCACAGAGCAGCAGGAGCUGGCUCAAGAAAUCUCUGACGCUAUUUCUAAACCUGUAGGGUUCGGAGAGGAAUUUGAUGAGGAUGAUCUCUUAGCAGAAUUGGAAGAACUGGAACAAGAGGAACUAGACAAAAACCUCCUGGAAAUCACUGGCACAGAGAAUGUACCGCUGCCAAAUGUGCCCUCCACAUUCUUACCUGUAAGACCAGCAGCCAAGGAGGAAGAUGAGGACGACAUGAAGGAUCUGGAGGCAUGGGCCGCCAACUAGUCACUGCUGUUACUCCAUACCUUCUACAGGUGGAAAAGAAGAACUCUAUGGUAUGUGUUUCAGGAAGGAAUAGGAAAAGUCUGAAUAAACGGAGACUUUAAAAAAACUUGACAACCUUUUCGCUUACUGUCAAGCUCAGCCUCCUAAAGAGGGACAAUGGCAUGUUGUACCUUCAACCACUUAAAACCCCAAAUCUCUGGAGCGACCAAACAGUGUUUUUCUUUAAGUCCCUCAACUCGUUCUCUUCUGUAAAGCAUUGCUUCACUCCUUCCACCCCCCUUCUCUUAGUGCACAGAAUAUAUUUUGAAAAGAAAGUGUAAAAAUGACUGCUCAACACUGACAAUAAGCUUCAAUGUAGAAAUUCUAAUACCUCAUACCGUUUUAUGUGCAGUGCGACAAUACGUUGGAAGAUAUUACAAUACCCUGUAUACAUUUUUGUUGUUGAUGCACAAUAUCCCUUUGGCGUCAUGUGUUCACAUGGCAAUCCGCUGUUGUUUAAUACAUUUAUCAAAAUAUGCACUUAAAAUAUACCUAUUGUACAUGAUAUUUAUUAAUAGCUAUGUCCAGCGGGGAGAAUUUGAUUCCCAUCUUUAGGGCUAUUGGUGUUGGUCUUAAAUUUUAUUUUGGCAGGAUUUAUUGAACUAUAUCAUGAAUAUACUUCCAGAUACUCUGGCUUUCAAACGUGCACAUAUCUAUGAGUGCAACUCCACAAGGUAUCCUUGAAAUGCUUCCCUGGGUGAUGGUUCACACGGUUAUCUUUCUUUGAUGUGACAACCUAACCAACUAGUUACAUUUUGAAAACACAAUGACAUUUCUCGUCAAAACUGUCUAUACUGUAUCUGUUCAAACUGAAGUGACUGAGUGAGAUUAUGUCUACCUCUGUGAGUGUUUGUUCAUUUUCAUCUUUAAGAAACAUUAACACUAUAGGAGGUUAAAAAAAUAUAUAUUGGGGUGUUUGGGCUUCUCAGAGUAAUGGCAUUUGAUGUGUGUGUGAAGCGAGAAUAAAUUGAUUGUAUUCAGACUCCAAAUUACAGGCAGUGAGGUUUAUUUAACAUUAUGGCUUUCCUGAGUUUGUCAACUUAGCCCACUACUUUCUAAUUUGACAUGCUGCUUCAGAUUUCUUAUUUUCUAUGUUUCAAAUGUCUAUUUUCUGUCUAAAUUCCACCUUCAGAAGGGGAAAUAAACUAAUGUAUGACAGCAUUAUGUUAUGUUUGACAUGCUCCGAUAUACCAUAGGUCGUGUGUGUUUGUACACAGGGCUGUCCCUUGUGUGCCGGUUCCUGUUUUUCUUUGGUCCGUCUUCCUACCCUGCCUAUCACAACUUUCCCUUGUUUUAAUGGAACACCUAAAUUAAACCUUUUGCCAAGUU
Salvelinus fontinalis (brook trout) is the source of this 2235-nucleotide messenger RNA. Its product is annotated as charged multivesicular body protein 4b-like. Gene Ontology annotation, cellular component: multivesicular body; cytoplasmic side of plasma membrane; ESCRT III complex. The transcript has 5 exons. NCBI's taxonomy places the organism in Eukaryota, Metazoa, Chordata, Actinopteri, Salmoniformes, Salmonidae. The record is from RefSeq and is a predicted model, not a curated record. Gene Ontology annotation, biological process: vesicle budding from membrane; late endosome to vacuole transport via multivesicular body sorting pathway. Bases 205 to 867 code for a protein of 220 amino acids.